UAUCUUAUAGACAGUUAUGACUCGAGUUAUGACAGUGCGUAAUGUGAUAUUACAACACCACCGAUUUCAAUUUCAUUAGUGAUUGUAAUCACAUUUAAUUAUCGUUAUCAGUGCGUACCUAAUGUGUGUUUUGCGUGCUGCGUAUUCACGAAUAAUGUCAAGUACCGCCGCGAACGGGAAAUACACUCCACAGAAUUCUCGUGGACGUUGCGACAAACUUUUCGAUAUUUGUAUAAUUGCUCGAUAUGACGAAAUAUCGCUUCAAAAAUUUUGAAACGCUGCUGGCUUGUCGAAAGGCGCAACAGUCACGCGUCAUUUCAGUUUGGAGAAGUGUUUUCCGCCAUCUCGGAGGCGCAAUUUUCGAUCGGCCAGACGAGUAUGAUCGACAUAAGCGUCCUGUGGAAAAGAUAAUGUGGCUCGUCAUUCGUAUCAUAGCUGUAUCCGGCACGCUAUUUAUGAUGUUGGACUUUACAUUGAUGUACAAGAGAAGCCCGACUUUCACCACUCCUGAGACAUUUCUCUAUCCGAUAUGGAACGUGGACUUUCCGGCGAUUGCGAUUUGUAACGUCAACCGAAUUAGCCGGAAAGCAGCGGUCGAUCUCGCUCAAGAGCUCAUGGAAUUCGAAAGUACCAAGAAUCCAUUCGCUAACAAUCUGACAAUGCCGGAUCUCACACACAUGCUGAGCCUAUUAGGCCAAUUGUAUCUACGUCAGGACGGAAAUGCUGACACUGAGCCAACGAAGCGUUUACACACGAUUCUGGAAAGGGCUUACAACGAUUACGACGUUGAUAGAAUAAUGAAACGCCUCACACCGAAAUGUAAAUCCAUGUUGCGAAAAUGUUCUUGGAAGGGAAAAGACGUGAUGUGCGACGAUAUCUUUGUGUUGAGGAAAACUCAGGAUGGCUACUGUUGCACAUUCAACUACGCUAGACGCAACGACUGCUUCGGAAGCGCAAAGGACGAUGUCUUUGCAUCUGAAUACGUCGAACGUAUAAUGAACAUCGGAUCCGAGUACGGUCUGUCUGUUCUCUUAAAUCCACAAUUAGACGACUAUUUCUACAAAAUUCUUCCGAUUAAUGGCUUCAAAAUAUCAGUGUAUAAUCCUAUGAAUCAUCCUGACGCAACGAGUGGUCAGGUACGCGAGGUUCUGAUCUCUCCGAAAACAGAAACUUUUAUAGAGCUGGACGCAAUUAUGUUUCAUACGACAGAAGAUGUUCAAAAAUAUGAUAUACGAGAACGCAACUGCUUAUUUAAAACGGAACAAUCCAAGAUAUUUCGCGGCUAUUAUUCGUUCAGCGAUUGCAUAGUGUACUGCCGUCUGCAGGAUAUCUUCCGGUUAUGCGGCUGCGUGCCGUUUUUCUAUCCGAGAGACGUCGCUUUCGACCGAAACUGCAAUCUGAAGGAUUUAUCCUGCUUAACAAAGUACAGAGAAAGAUGGAAGAACGUGAAGCCUCGAUUCGAAAAUGUCAUGACGCCAUUCGACGAAAGCAAGUUCGAAGGACUAUCGGGUUACUUGAGCUGCGAUUGUCUCCCAUCUUGCACCGAUGUUAUGUACAAUCUGCAGUCUAGCAGCCUACCUUUAAGCCGGUCCAACUUGUCAUUUGGGAGGUAUAGCUAUUCGAUCCAAAACGAUAGCUUAGUACGCAUCUACUUUAGAAAGACGGAGGUGAUGAGAUUACGACAGGAUGUACUUUUUCACUGGUACGAGGUCAUGAGUAAUUACGGAGGCGUGUGCAAUCUAUUUCUCGGAGUCAGCAUCAUAAACGUAAUUGAAGUAUUGUAUAGAUUAAUUAUACGGAUUUGCCGGCCUGACUCGACGAACCAAUCUACGGCGCAAAUCAAAGAGAGCAUCGAAGGAAAUCAAGACAGUGCCGAGGUGACAACAAUCACGGUGGAGUCUGUAAAAAUAUCGCAAGUCAUUCAAUCGCUCCACUGGGAAGAACUGGCCGGUGUCCUCCGCAAAGGACGAUUGAGUUCGUCCCAUUUAUCGCUGAAUCCAUUAAUGAAGCAAUCAAAUCUGCGUGUCGGCGAUCAAAUUUAAUUGUAUUUUACGGUUUAGU
Messenger RNA from Linepithema humile (Argentine ant), 2061 nucleotides. RefSeq names its product sodium channel protein Nach-like. NCBI's taxonomy places the organism in Eukaryota, Metazoa, Arthropoda, Insecta, Hymenoptera, Formicidae. Gene Ontology annotation, cellular component: plasma membrane. The record is from RefSeq and is a predicted model, not a curated record. Gene Ontology annotation, molecular function: ligand-gated sodium channel activity. Gene Ontology annotation, biological process: sodium ion transmembrane transport.